AUGGCUAUCGCAGAAGACACCAGCUCACUUGCAGUGGGACAAAGCAGCCCUCAAAACGAGGAAUUGAUCGGCACUAAGUACAACGUUCUGGAUCACACUGAUAACAGUGAAACUGAUUGCCAAGAUGAGAGACACAUUAUUGCUGGCCCGAAACCGAUUCGGACUCUUUCGUCCCCAGCCGUUUCAUCUUCAGCGCUCACCAAUGAGCAUUCACAACUUACCAAGCCAUCCAACCCCUCCACAACUCAAGCCGAGGAUCUCGAUGGGAAGACUGCUUGCAUGUUUGUUGAGGAUUGUGAUACUGGAUCGCAACUUCGCAAGGCUAUAUCUCACUUAUUUGGUCGCAACAAAACAUGCACGCUGAAGAUACCGAAGAUGGUGUGGGUAUACUAUUGCCGAAAACACUACCAGAGAGUCCGCUAUCGCAAUGCCAAAACAUACCCUAUUACUCAGAUGGAACUAGUUCAGACGCAGAUCGAACGUCUAAAGGCUUGGAGCGACCGAAAUCAAGCCACAGGAGAAGGCCCUUACAUUAACUCAUGGACUCUGUCACUCCGAAAGCGAGAAGAGAAACGGCUUCAGGGUGAUAAGAGAAGGCAUGAAAGAGGGACAGAGCCACCCGAAGUAGGAACGGGCCACAUCCCUGCCUGGAUCAUCGAAGAGUUAGGUGAGGGUUACGAUACCGAACGCAUGUUCCAGAUUGCGGGACGUCUUCGAAAAGAGAUCAAGAGUGGUAUCUUGACACAAGUCCCCGAGAUUGAAUUCUUGCCGGACAUUGUGGGCGACGAUAAGGACAAGGAGACGACUAAAUCAGCUCGUCAACGAAGACAGAACAGUUCAACGUCCAUAACAAAGACGCCGAAACGAAAGGCACCCGACUUUCAAGUCAUGACCCAACCGGGCCCGAUGUACCAUGACAUGGGCUAUGCGGGUUACGUCCACGAUGGCGGAUACGAUGCUGAAGAUGUGGUUAGUCCUUCGGGGAAACGACCGCGAACUGCUCGAGCUGCAGCUUUUCUUGCUGGGCCUCCAAACCCUUACACCACGUCUUCGUACUUGGCUGGCUCCGAGGGUCCCCCGCGUGCGCAAAAUGUUGUGCCCAAAAUUCAGCCGAUGGAUUAUCACAAUCCCUACGCCCAUAGCGUCAACAGUGGGAGGUUCGAGCACACACACCCAGUGCAAGGCCAUGCCCGUGUAGCAUCUUACAACUGCGUUCCUUCAGAAUCAGAGUAUGCUCCUGAGCCAUAUUAUCAACAUCACAGAGCGCCUGGCUAUGGACAUGUGCCAGUGCACUUCUCUGGUAGUCAGAGCAGUCCAAACUCUCCUCCAAUGCUGCCUUCCAUUACGGCGCAGAUGAACAGCACUUGUAUCUCAUAUCCGCGCCACGGAAGUCCUUUAUCAGGGGCGAGGUCUCAUACGCGUGGAUCAUCACGACCUAUGCAUCAGAGAUCUGCUAGCGCCUAUACCCCAGGAAGGCGAGCUGUCCCUAUGUUGGGUCGACCGUCUAGCUCAGGCAACGGUCACACCAUGGAACAUGCCAGAUACGAAGCGAAUAGACACGUGCCACCCCCUGCAAUGUAUGAUGGUGGACAUCACGGCACUCAGAGUUAUGCUGAAGGUGACUUGCGGCACCAUCAGUAUGGAAAGCCUGUUUGGGACUCAACUUAUGCACCUCCAGUCCCGCCUCUUCCCAACCUUCAUAAUCAGUAUUCAUAUGCCCAUGGCCCAAGCUAUGGCUCCCCUUCCCACGCGGGAAUGACUGCUCACAGCGGUGUUCUCGGUGAUGCCAAGAAUGGCAUGUCGGCGUAUCCUGAGCCUAAGGGAACCUCGGGACUACGAUCUGCGUGA
Molecule: messenger RNA, 1848 nt
Organism: Metarhizium robertsii ARSEF 23
Lineage: Eukaryota; Fungi; Ascomycota; Sordariomycetes; Hypocreales; Clavicipitaceae
Product: orp1
Exons: 1
Coding region: 1-1848 (615 amino acids)
Source: RefSeq, a predicted model, not a curated record